CGAGCCCCGUCCAACGGCUGUGCGAGUCGAUUCCGGCGCGCUGAGCGCGUCCGCCCAACAAGAACAGGCCCCGUGCUCCUCCCGCCUCCUCGCGCUCCAGUGACGUCAAUUGAGGAAGACGAAGAAGCCACCCUGUCGGACCUAGCAGAUUCGCCAUAAUCUUUGCCUGCUGGCCUAUCCGCCGCCAUUUAAUAAUAGCGAUUAAUAUUUGCAUGUAUGUGUGGAUAUAUAUAUAUAUAUACAUACACAUACAUAUUUAUGAGUGUUUGUUUUAAAAAGGCGCUUCCUCUCCCGCAAUUGUCCUGAGCCAGGCGAAGUUGGCGGCGCUGCUUUCCUGAGGGGACGAAAGUGCUUUUGGGAGGGCAGUUUUUUUAAAAAAUUGGAUCUCGACCUACAAACCAGGUUGCCCCGGUCCAGUCCCCUCCUCAUAGUCGGCUAUGGAGGCUUCAUCGGCAGGACGAAGACAGUCCUGGAGGAACAGAAAUAUUGCUGUGUACACUACAGUUUGCUAGCUAUCUGGCUGGCUGGCUACCUAGGCUGAAACCGGUCCAUCUUCAUGUGUAAGCUCUGUAACUUAUUUUCCCCAAACCAGUCAGAACUGCUCUCUCAUGUUUCCGAGAAGCAUUCAGAAGAAGGGAUCAAGGUGGACGACAUCGUUAUUCCUCUCAGACCUCUCACGACGCCUACAAGUCUAAAUAAAAACGGAGAAGGUAUCGGCAGAGAGCUCCUUGUAGUGAAGAGAAAAAGAGGCAGGCCAAAAGGAUCAACUAAGAAAUUUUAUGUUGAUGAAGAAUUGGCAGAAAGCAGUAACUGCACUCUGAGUGAGGCUGCUCAACUGGGACCUCAGGAAGGAGGAGAGCUGGCGGAAGUUCUGCCAGGCAGCUUGGAAUGCCAGAAGUGCAACCGGAAAUUCUCUAAUUCUCGACAGCUACGAAAGCAUAUCUGCAUUAUCGUUAAACCUGAAGAUGUUGAAGAAGAUGGUGAUCCAGGUAAUGAUUCUGACGUUGACCUUGACAGGAGGGAAGAUGAGCGAGAAAAAACGCCAAAGAGGCAAAGGCUCCAGAGAACCGAGAAGAGCCUUUCAGCAAAAGAAGCAGACCAGAUUUCGGGAGCUAAGAAUCCUAUUAUAAGUGUAGUUUUGACAGCCCAUGAAGCUAUUCCAGGAGCUACAAAAAUAGUUCCAGUUGAGGCUGCUUCUCCAGAAACUGAACAGCCAACCAAUCCAGAGACAGCGGCGUCUGACUCCUCUCAGAGAAGGGGCUAUCAGGAAUAUGCCAUUCAACAAACCCCUUAUGAACAACCAAUGAAAUCCAGCAGGUUAGGUGCAACUCAGUUAAAAAUUUUUACCUGUGAAUACUGCAACAAGGUGUUCAAAUUUAAGCACUCUCUUCAGGCCCACUUGAGGAUCCACACCAAUGAGAAGCCUUACAAGUGCUCGUACUGCAGCUACGCCAGCGCCAUCAAAGCCAACCUGAACGUCCACCUGCGGAAGCACACGGGGGAGAAGUUUGGUUGUGACCACUGCCCAUUCACCUGCUUAAGCAAAGGCCACCUCAAGGUCCACGUGGAGAGAGUCCAUAAGAAAAUCAAGCAGCAUUGCCGCUUCUGCAAGAAGAAAUACUCAGAUGUCAAGAACCUGAUCAAGCAUAUCAAGGAAGCUCACGACUUGCAAGACAAAAAAGUGAAGGACGUCUUUGACGAGCUCCGCUUGAUGACCCGGGAAGGUAAGAGGCAGCUGUUGUAUGACUGUCACAUCUGCGAACGCAAAUUCAAAAAUGAACUGGAUCGUGACAGGCAUAUGUUUGUCCAUGGGGAUGAGAGGCCCUUUGCUUGCGAGCUGUGCGGCCACGGAGCCACCAAGUACCAAGCGCUUGAGCUUCAUGUCCGAAAACACCCAUUUGUGUACGUUUGCAGUGAAUGUUCAAAGAAAUUUGUCAGCUCCGUCAGACUCCGCUCACAUAUCAAAGAAGCGCAUCGAGACUUGCAGGAGACUUCGGUUUUUGAUAGUUCCAUCAAUCAGAGCUUUUGCCUGCUGGAACCAGGAGGAGACAUCCAACUAGAAGCCCUUGGAGAGGAGUUGUCACAGACUGCUACUGAACUUUCGCUUUUAAACUCUAAGGCACUCUGCAUACUAAAGAAGCCUAUUGACACAGGUGAAUUGACUGCAACAGAGGGAAGCCAUAAUAAUAACCCUGGUGGCAAUUUGGAAACUUCCACUACCCCUCCUUUAGAAUUUGAUAGCUCUCCAGUUUCAAGUGCAACAGAUCUACCGAGCCAGCCAUUGGCAGAAUUAGUAACCCCAGAUGUGUGCCCAGUUAGCGCUUCAGAUGAGUUUCUACAGAAAAAUGCUGCUUUUGGUUCAGAUGAGAUAAAGGCCGUUCCUGGAAAGGACGUCUCUCAUGACCAUUCAAUAAAUGUGAAAUGUGAUGCCAUGCAGCUUUCAGAAGAUAGCAGCUCCACUGUAAACCAGAGCCUUCAAGUUCCACAGUGUACUCCUGACCCUGAAGAAAAUGGCCAAACCCUCGGUCUCAAACCUCAGGAAGAGAACAAGGCGGCCACUGAAAAGGCAGGCUCUCCUACCCCACAUUCCCAUCUAGAAUCUAAUACAGAGUUUCGUGAGAAUUCAGAUCCUUGCAUGCUGCCUUCGGAUAAUCGGACUGGAGCUGCAGCCUUCAUGCAGAUUUUGGAUAGUUUGCAAAAACGACAAAUGAACACCGCCUUGUGUGAGAAGAUCAAGAAAGUCUAUGGGGACUUGGAAUGUGAAUAUUGUGGCAAGUUGUUUUGGUACUUGGUGCAUUAUGACAUGCAUGUCCGUACUCACACACGAGAGCAUCUCUACUACUGUUCUCAGUGCAAUUACUCAUCCAUCACCAAAAACUGUCUUAAACGUCAUGUCACCCAGAAGCACAGUAACAUUUUGCUGAAAUGUCCCACAGAAGACUGUGAUUAUUCCACCCCGGAUAAAUACAAACUCCAGGCCCAUCUGAAAGUGCACACAGAGUUGGACAAAAAGAGUUAUUCCUGCCCUGUGUGUGAAAAAUCAUUUUCUGAAGAUCGACUUAUAAAAUCACACAUAAAGACAAACCACCCAGAGGUUUCUAUGAACACCAUCUCCGAGAUUGUUGGCAGGAGGGUUCAGCUGAAAGGGCUGAUAGGAAAGCGAGCUGUGAAAUGCCCCUAUUGCAAUUUUUAUUUUAUGAAGAACGGAUCAGACCUUCAGCGUCACAUAUGGGCUCAUGAAGGCAUCAAACCAUUCAAAUGUUCCGUCUGUGAAUAUGCCACUCGCAGCAAGAGCAACCUGAAAGCUCACAUGAACCGCCACAGCACUGAGAAGACGCACUUGUGUGAUAUGUGUGGGAAGAAGUUCAAAUCAAAAGGCACCCUGAAGAGCCACAAACUCCUCCACACCGCUGAUGGCAAGCAGUUCAAGUGCACGGUAUGUGAUUAUACUGCCGCACAAAAGCCACAACUGCUGCGGCACAUGGAGCAGCAUGCGUCAUUCAAGCCUUUCCGGUGUGCACAUUGCCAUUAUUCCUGCAAUAUAUCUGGAUCUCUGAAAAGACAUUACAACAGGAAACAUCCCAAUGAAGAGUAUGUUAAUGCUGGCUCUGGAGAACUUGCCACUGAAGCCCUUCUCCAGCAAGGGGGUAUUAAGUGCCCAGCUUGUAACUUUGUGUAUGGUACGAAGUGGGAAUUCAACAGACACCUCAAGAACAAGCAUGAACUCAAAGUAGUCGAACACGAAGAGGAGAUAAAGUGGGAGCCAACAACAGAAAUUUGUGAAGAAACAUCUACACAAUAUCUCCAUAUCACGAAAGCUGAAGAUAUGCAAGGAACUCAGGCUGCUGUUGCUGCUCUACAGGACCUGCGAUAUACCUCAGAGAAUGGGGGACGACUUGACUCCACAGCUGUGAACUUCCUGCAGCAAAUCAUAGAGCUGGGUUCGGAGCCCCACGAUGCAGCUGCUGUUGCCUCUGUGGUUGCCAUGGCCCCAGGAACUGUUACCGUCGUGAAGCAGGGAUGUCUGUUGUUGCGGGAGAAGGCAUUAACAAGGAUCUUGUUCUCAACUCAGCAGCAAAAAAGGGGAGAGGUGGCUGUGACUAACACAAAGAGACCCUGCACUUCCAAACUUGCCACUACACUACUGUCCAUCUUCUUUCAUAGGGUGACAGAGGAGGAGCAGGCAACCAACCACACAGUGAUGAUUCAGGAAACGUUGCAGCAGGCUUCUGUCGAGCUGGGUGAACAGCAUCAUUUGGUUGUCUCCUCAGAUGAGGUGGAAGGGAUUGGGACAGUGACAGUCUACACUCAGGGGGGAGAAGCCUCUGGACUUAUUGUUUAUGUGCAAGACAUGCAGCCUGUGGAAGAACAAACAGAGGACCAGGAACAAUCAGCACAGAAAAUCUAGAUAGAAUUCCCAAGGAAGGUAAGCCUUCUGGUAUUGCCAAAUCAAUACACAUUUUAUUAUCUAGUGUAUAUUUAAUAUUGGGCAUGAACGGAGCCUCCUACAGCGGCUAGUUCAUUGUAUGUGUAUCCUUUGGCAGAUGCGUGGGUGAGUGUUGAUUGGACAGUUGGCUUUUUUUGCCAGUAGACAUUUUGGUACAUACUGAGCCAUGCACAGCUUCCUUUCAAAAGACGCUAUUCUUUGUACAGUUUAGAUUUUUAAGAAAGCUCGCCUUUUCACAAGGAACUCCUGGAGUCACAGAUGCGGAUGGCCAGAACCACUUCCUUCGGGGAUAAAAAAAUAUAUGUACUUUUGUGUUCUCCCUAUAACAAGAGGCAAAGCAGAAAACCAAGAGAAGAAACUUUGGACAGCACUCAGUAAAUGCUAUGUGCAUGUGUGUGUUUUAUGCACUUUAAGAACACUGCAGACGAAAAAGGGCAAUAUUAGGAACUAGCUGGAAAGACUCGCCAAGGCCAUUGGGGCAAAGCAGCAGGCUGGGCAGUGAAGCUCUUCAGAAGAAUGGACUCCAUUUGCGACGUGGGUGGAGGUGUUUGCCCAGCAGUCAGAAAAGGACAGUUUGUGAAUCAGAGUCAGCUGUUUUUUCAGUGUUCCUUCCAGCAUGUUUUUUUAAAAGGGUUAGCGUUUUAACCUCCCUAAAGAGAGUUUCAUUUGUCACUGAAUUGUCAAAGAUCCCAGAUCAUUAUCUGAAUGCUGUCUUUUAGAUUAUGUAUCUUUUAAUCUUAAAGCAGGGCUCUGCAGCAGUUUCUCCCCAGCAUGCCAAUUUUUUUAAAUCUAAUCUAACACACAAAUGAAAAGCUCCCACCACUAUGCAUCUUUUGGAUGCAUAGCCCCUGCUAAAAUGCAAGUGUUUUAUGGUUGUGACAUAUUUUGGACAUAUAUAUCAGAGAUAUAUAGUGCAUUUUUUUUCCUAUCCAUGAGGCAUUAUUUCAUUGUCUUCCCCUUUCCUCUUUGAAAGCAAUAGCAAUAACUUCAGACAUAUAUAUAAAAAAUUGUAGCUUGGGCAUAGCUUCCUGGAUGAACACACACUCUACAGGGUUAUGUCUCACGUAAUAUACAAUGGAUGCCAUUUUGAAACAUUGAGAAGAAAUAUAAAGCCAAGAAAGCUGUGGAAGCCACAGCGAUAAAGUGAUAUUUUGGGUUCCUGUUGUUCCCAGCCUGGUAAAUGUUGAGCAUUUUCUCCACUAUAGGCACUACUCUGCAGCCUUGACCUGCAUCAAAUCACUAUCCUGUAUUGAUUAGACAUGGGCGAUCUACAGAAUGCCUGUUCUUUUUCUUUCACAUUAAACAAUGAAAUAGAUUCUGCUGUGACAAUUCACCAAAAGUGGAGAUACAGUAAUCUUGCUGUUAGUAAUUCUUCUGGGCUGUCCUCUACAAAGGACUCAGCACUCUGGAUGGAGAAAAUGAUAAGUGAUUUGGGGCCAGGCUCCAUUCCAGGGGUAGCCAUUGUGGUGCCCUCGAGAUGUUGUUGGACUACAACUCAUCAUCCCUAACCAUUGGCCACUCUGGCUAGACUUCUGUAUGACAUCACAUUGACUACACCUGCUUAUUCACAUGAACAUUUUUCAGUAGGCCUUGGGGAAGUGUUGUAAUUUGGCCUAAUUUUAGUCUGUGUUCUGGAUGCACACCCUGUAUAUAGGAACAGGAUACUGAAUUGCGAUCUGGACAUGCCAGAGCAUUCACGAGACAAGUUCCACAAAUAAUGUCACAGCUCAAUGAGUAUCUCAUAGCUUCAACGUUGAGAGUGACUCUUUCCUGGGUUGUGGGGUGGGAGGCAGGAAUAGGCUGACUCUUGAACCUGCUUUCAGUUCUUGGCUCUUCUCCAAAGAAAUGUUUGUAUUGCCAUUCUCUUAUUACAUAAGCAUAUAUUUGGGGAUAUCAUCUGGUAGGCAGGAUGGAACAAAGACUGAACUCUGUGUUCUUUAACUUUCUUGAAACUUCAAACCCCUAUUCCUUGAAUAAACAUAAUAUCAAACAAGAUGAAAAUUCUCCCUCCCUCCCUCCCUCCCUCCCUCCCAUGCAGCGGCCCCAAUUUGUGUGUGUGCCAGCUGCUGGCAAAUACAGUGCCUUGCAGAAGUAAUCAGACCCCUGACCAACACUCUCAUAUUACUGAAUUGCAAAUGGUACAUUGUAAUUUCGUUCUGUAUGAUAUUUUAUUUUGAAACACUGAAUCAGAAUCAAUUAUUGUAAGGUGACAUUCAUUUUAUGUUGGAAAAUGUUUGUAACAAACAUAAAAAAACCUGAAACAUGUUGCUUGCAUAAGUAUUCAACCCCAACACAUUAAUAUUUGGUAGAGCCACCUCUCACUACAAUAACAACUGUAAGUCUUUUGCAGUAAGUAUGUACCAGCUUUGCACACAGUGUCAGAGAGAUUUUGGCCCAUUCUUCUUGGCAGCUUUGCUCCAGGUUGUUCAGGUUGGUUGGACGUUGCUUGUGGACCGCAAUUUUCAAAGAGCGCCACAGAUUCUCAAUGGGAUUGAGAUCAGGACUUUGGAUGGGCCACUGUAGGACAUUCACCUUUUUGUUCUUGAGCCACUCCAGCGUUGCUUUGGCCUUGUGCUUGGGAUCAUUGUCCUGCUGAAAAGUGAAUUUCCUCCCAAGCUUCAGUUUUUUAGUGGACUGAAGCAGGUUCUCUUGCAGUAUUUCCCUGUAUGUUGCUCCAUCCAUUCUUCCUUCCAUUUUAACAAGAUGCCCAGUCCCUGCUGAUGAGAAGCAUCCCCAUGGCAUGAUGCUGCCACCACCAUACUUCACUGUAGGGAUGGUGUGUCUUGAGGCAUGGGCAGUGUUAGGUUUGCACCACACAUAGCCCUUUGAGUUUUGGCCAAAAAGCUAUAUCUUGGUCUCAUCUGACCACAAAACCUUUUCCCACAUUGCAGCUGGGGCACUCUCAUGCUUUCUGGCAAACUCCAGACAUGCUUUCAGAAGGUGCUUUUUGAGUAACAGCUGCUUUCUUGCCAUCCUCCCAUACAGGCCAGUGUUAUUCAGAGUUCUUGAUAUGGUUGACUGGUGCACCAUUACUCCGCUGCCAGCCACUGAACUCUGUAGCUCCUUCAAAGUGAUUGUCGGCCUCUCUGUGGCUUCUCUCACAAGUUUCCUUCAUGUUCAAGCGCUGAGUUUUGAGGGACGGCCUUUUCUUGGCAGUGCCUGGGUGGUGUGAUGCAGCUUCCACUUCCUGAUUAUUGGUCCAGCUGUGCUUACUGGGAUAUCCAAACACUUGGAUAUUGUACCCUUUUCCUAAUCUAUGCAUUUGUAUGACAUUAUCUCUCACUUCUGUAGAAUGCUCUUUGGUCUUCAUUUUCCUUCAGAUCCACAGCCUGACCAAUGAUCCUUCAACAGUGGCUUUUUAUCCUGACAAUGUGACAGAUACUUUAAUGGUUCACAGAUGGAGGCCAUUGGUAAGGUAACUGUGUCCUCGACUGGGCAAUUUCUUUCAUCUGUGCAAACCGGGAGCUUCUAUAGCACAGGGGUUGAAUACUUAUGCAAGCAACAUGUUUCAGUUUUUUGUUUCUUACAAACAUUUCCCAGCAUAAAACCAAUGUCACCUUACAAUAAUUGAUUUUGAGUUUCAGUGAACAAAAUUACAAUGUACCAUUUGUAAUUCAGUAAUAUGAGAACAUUGGUCAGGGAUCUGAUUACUUUUGCAAGGUGCUGUAUAUACAGCCAGUCUGUGCUAUAACUCUGUCCACUCUGUGUGCAUACCUCCAUCCUUGGUUAUGCCACAUCACACAAAGUGGCUAUGGCUCAAAUGAUAUGACACUGGAUGUCCACCACAGCACCAGAUUCUGAAAGAAAAUGGAGGGAAAUGACCUUUUUUAACCAGCUAUCACUAAAAGAGAAGUACCCACAAUGGCUUGUAACUUGGCUAUGUAAGAAGGUAAAACAGCAGUCACUCUUUAUUCUCCAGCCUCUAACAAAUGUUUAAACACUUUUAGGUUAAUAAGAGGAAUUAUUUUCAUAUAUUUCUGAACAUUUUGCGAAACGCCACCUCUCAAUGCAAAACCUGCUAUGUGAACUCUAAGGACUCGUUCUUGUUAAUAUGUACACAAAUAGAGUUAUGUUUGUAAAUGUAAUGACCGGAUGGCUUGAAUGACUGUAAAUAAGGGAAUAUGAACUGAACUGUGGGAGAUUUUAUUCUCAUUAAUCCCUGUGGUCACAAUCCAACACAGAGUUAAGCAUGGUUUCAGUUGGCUGAAGGAUGUCGAACAGAUUGUGGUUCAUGUGUGUGUAGCUUUGAUUUCAUCAUGUGCAUCUCAAUUAUUUUGGGGAAAAUAAUCUUUUUUUCCUGAGCUUUAAAAAUAUUAAUAAUGCAGAUGUCACAUUCUGUUCAGUGGGCUUAAAAUUAAAUAAAUUUCUCCUCCCCUAAAAAAACACCCACCCAACCCAAUAAAUUCUUUUUAAGUCUUGAGUUGGCUGAAAUAUGUUUCUUUGCUACUGAUGUGAAGGUUUUCACAGGUCUGUCUAAUUGCAUCUCUCCCUUCAGGAGCCAGCCCAGAUGAGUUUAAUAGGUUUGGGCUCACAAUUGCUAAGCUUUGGAAAUGUGAACUGGCUCAUAAACAGGUCUGUGUGGAAACCUGGUGCAUGGUAUAGUAAUAAAAAAGUUGAUGUCAGAUUGGAAAGGGGUAUCUGGUGACAUUCCAAAUCGGUCGAUUGCUUCAACACUAACUUCAGAUGAAGCUGUGAAUUAAAUGCUUACCGAAAUUCUAUACGGCGUGAUCCAGGACGGAAUGCAAACAUUUUAGAAGAUGGGCUUAACAUUCAAAGUGACCUCUUAUUUAAAA
Rhineura floridana is the source of this 9240-nucleotide messenger RNA. It is a transcript of the gene ZFAT, whose product is annotated as zinc finger and AT-hook domain containing. The coding region runs from base 557 to 4408 and encodes 1283 amino acids. NCBI's taxonomy places the organism in Eukaryota, Metazoa, Chordata, Lepidosauria, Squamata, Rhineuridae. The transcript is spliced from 18 exons. The record is from RefSeq and is a predicted model, not a curated record. Gene Ontology annotation, molecular function: DNA-binding transcription factor activity, RNA polymerase II-specific; RNA polymerase II cis-regulatory region sequence-specific DNA binding. Gene Ontology annotation, biological process: regulation of DNA-templated transcription.